Molecule: messenger RNA, 2143 nt
Organism: Dermatophagoides pteronyssinus (European house dust mite)
Lineage: Eukaryota; Metazoa; Arthropoda; Arachnida; Sarcoptiformes; Pyroglyphidae
Gene: mIF2
Product: mitochondrial translation initiation factor 2
Biological process (GO): translational initiation
Cellular component (GO): cytoplasm
Molecular function (GO): GTP binding; GTPase activity; translation initiation factor activity
Source: RefSeq, a predicted model, not a curated record
UUUGUACAGUUAUGAAUUCUUUUUUAUAAUUAUAUUAUCUCUUUAAAUUUUUCAUCUUUAAUUGAAACAAUAAAUAUUUAAUCAUUUUGAAUGUCAACACUAUCAUUAUCAUUGCAGAUGUUGGCUUAUCGUCUUUCCUCAUUGCGAAUAGCAUUGGCUAGAACUUAUUCCACAAAAUUUAAAAAUGACAUUGAAAAUUCACAUCCUAAUCAUAAUCAACAGGACCAGAUUACAACCGAAUCCAUUUUGACAAGAAUUAGAAACUAUUCACAGCUUAAACAAGGAAAAGAUUUUCGUAUCAGACCACCCAUCGUAACCAUAAUGGGACAUGUGGAUCAUGGUAAAACAACUUUACUAGAUUCAAUUCGUAAAUCCGAACUAGUCAAACAAGAGCAUGGUGGUAUUACGCAACAUAUUGGUGCAUUCGUUGUUUCUCUUCAAGAUGACAAAAAUAUACGUAAAAGUCGAAUCGAAGAUCUUGUUGUCUUUCUUGACACCCCAGGCCAUAAAGCGUUUAGUUCGAUGCGUGAACGUGGUGCAUUAGUGACUGAUAUUGUCGUGUUAGUUGUCGCUGCAGAUGAUGGCGUUAUGGAACAAACAAUAGAAUCCAUAUCGUUUGCACAGAAAUCACAGGUUCCCAUUAUUGUUGCCAUUAAUAAGAUUGAUAAAAUCAAAAAUGAUCCAGAUUUGAUUCAAAAUGUCAAAUUUGGACUGAAAUCACACGGUAUUGUCCUUGAAGAGGAUGGUGGUGACAUUCAGUCGAUCAAAAUUAGUGCACUUCAAGGUGAUGGUAUCUAUGAACUAAAAGAAGCAAUCAUUGCUUUAGCUGAAACAUUGGAACUACGAGCACCGAUCGAUGGAAAUGUUGAAGGUUCAAUCAUCGAAUCCAGUAUUCAUCCACAUCGUGGACGUUUGACCACCAUUCUGGUUCAACAGGGAACAUUAAAACGAAGUGAUAUUUUAAUCAGUACAAAUAGCCGCCAUAGUAAUGUAAGCUGGGCGAAAGUACGAGCAAUGUUUGAUGAAUAUGGACAAGUAAUCAACGAAGUUCCACCUGGAUUUCCUGCACAAGUUAUCGGAUGGCGUGAUGAUACAUUACCUGAAGCCGGUGAUCAUAUUUGGCAAUUGAAUUCGGAAAAACAAGUUCGAGAUAUAUUAGGAAUGGGUAAAGAAUUGGAACGACAAAUUCGACAAACAAUCGAUGCAAAAGCUAUCGAACAAAAACGUGAUGAACAUGAUACUGUUUAUAAAGCUGAAUUAGCUGCUAGACGUGAAGCCGGUAUUCGUUAUAAACGUAAACGUUCAUCAAUUCCGCGUACAAAAUUGAUUCAAACUGAAGGCGAUGAAUUAAAAACGAGUAUUGUAUUGAAAGCCGAUGUUAAUGGAAGUUUAGAAGUUUUAUUAGAUUUAUUUGAUUCAUUUCCAAAUGAGACAAGUCCAGCUAAAUUAGAUUUAAUACAUUAUGGUCUUGGCAAUGUUACCGAAAAUGAUAUUGAAUUAGCAUCAUGUUUUCCAAAUGGAAUGAUCUAUACAUUUAAUGUCGGUGUAUUUACACCUGCUUUAUUGAAAAAAGCAAAAGAAUUGAAUAUUUCUAUCAAACGUUUUAAUGUGAUAUAUCAUCUUGUUGAUCAUCUUAAAGAAACAUUACAAGAACGAAUGCCAUUUAUUGAUCGAGAAGAAAUUCUUGGUGAAGCAAUUAUUAUACAAGAAUUUGUUGUAAAUGAAAAAAAGAAAAAAAUUCCCGUUGCUGGAUCAAGAUGUUCGAAAGGAAUAUUGAAAAAGAAUGGUUUAUAUAAAUUAAUUCGAAAUGGAAAGAUUAUAGCUAAAGAUUUAAAAUUAUCAUCAAUGCGUCAUCAUAAAGAUGAAGUGGAUUCAAUUAAAAAAGAUUUUGAAUGUGGUCUAAUGAUUGCCAAUAAUAUUAUAUCGAAUAAAACAAACGAACAAGUUAUUCGAUUUCAACCACAAGAUUUACUUGUUUGUUAUCAGCUAGUAAAUGUUCGUCUUCCGUUACAAUGGAAACCGAAAGGAUUUUAGCCAUCUCAUUGUCAAUUUAUUAAUUUUUUUUUGUCUCUGUUAUUUAUUUGUUUUUGUAUAAAGAACAAUUUCUUUAGGCCUUUUUCCUAUUUCAUUGUUGAAUUUUUUU